Trichoderma atroviride IMI 206040 is the source of this 1197-nucleotide messenger RNA. RefSeq lists its product as uncharacterized. NCBI's taxonomy places the organism in Eukaryota, Fungi, Ascomycota, Sordariomycetes, Hypocreales, Hypocreaceae. Gene Ontology annotation, cellular component: cytoplasm; cytosol. The record is from RefSeq and is a predicted model, not a curated record. Gene Ontology annotation, molecular function: fructose 1,6-bisphosphate 1-phosphatase activity. Gene Ontology annotation, biological process: fructose 1,6-bisphosphate metabolic process; sucrose biosynthetic process; fructose metabolic process.
AUGACAGACACGGGCGAAAAAGUCAACACCCACAUCAUCACCCUCACGCGAUUCCUCACGGAGGAGCAGAUCAAGCACAGAGAAGCAACCGGUGAUUUCACACUCCUCUGCCAUGCCCUCCAAUACUCCUUCAAAUCCAUCGCCUACUACAUCCGCCGCGCCACCCUCGUCAACCUCACCGGCCUCGCCGGCUCCUCCAACACCACGGGCGACGAGCAGAAGAAGCUCGACGUAAUCUCAAACGACCUCUUCAUCGAGGCCAUGCGCUCCUGCGGCAAGGUCGCCAUGCUCGUCUCCGAAGAGGAAGAGACCGAGAUUCACUUCCCCCACGCCACCGGCGCGCGCUACAUCGUCUCCUGCGACCCCAUCGACGGCUCGUCCAACCUCGACGCCGGCGUCUCCGUCGGCACAAUCUUCGCCGUCCACAAGAUCCCCGACGGCGUCGACGUCGCCUCAAAAGCCGACAUCCUCAAGGCCGGCACGGAGCUCGUCGCCGCCGGCUUCACAAUGUACGGCGCCUCGGCCCAGCUCGUCAUGACCAUGCGCGGCAGCACCGUCAACGGCUUCACGCUCGACAAUGGCAUUGGCGAGUUCAUCCUGUCCCACCCGGACAUGCGCAUCCCCAAGGCGCGCUCCAUCUACUCCGUCAACGAGGGCAACUCGCUCUACUGGGAGGACAAGACCAUCAACUACUUCAACUCGCUCAAGCAGGCGCAGGCCGACGGCAAGCCCUACAGCGCGCGUUACAUUGGCAGCAUGGUUGCCGAUGCGUACCGCACGCUCUUGUACGGCGGCAUCUUUGCGUAUCCUGCCGAUAAGAAGAGCCCCAAGGGCAAGCUUCGUAUUCUGUAUGAGUGUGCGCCCAUGGCCUUGGUUUUUGAAAAUGCUGGUGGCCAAGCCGUCGAUAGCAACAUGAACAGAAUGCUGGAGGUUGUACCAGAGCACAUCCACGACAGGUCAGGCAUCUUCAUGGGCAGCUAUGAUGAGAUUGAAAAGGUCAAGUCAUUCUACAAAUAAAAAAAAAAUUGGAAGUGGGUAAGAGAAUGAAAGGAAAUGAAUGCAUGACACGGGAACGUAAAGAAAACCUGCAUCAUAUAUAGCAAAAAAGCUGGUUUGGUGAUUUCAUUUGUUCGUGGACGAAGCUAUCAAUCCACACGCACACAUAUAUAUAAACCUAUAAUUACACACAAAUUUCAC